AUGAGUCCAUUCUUAUUUCCGGAUGUUGGACAUUCGCGCCUAAUUUAUUUCUUAAAUAGGACUAACAGCACCAGGGGCUCUCCAAAUGGAACAUACUGCUAUAGCAAAGCACGUGAAAGUACUGUGCUUCAAGGUGUAACCUUUGGUGGUAUACCUACUGUCCUUCUGCUCGAUGUAGCUUGCUUUUUGAUUUUAAUCUUGGUGUUCUCUAUUAUAAGAAAAAGAUUCUGGGAUUAUGGUCGUAUUGCACUUGUGUCAGAAACAGAGAGUGAAACAAGAUUUCACAAAUUAUCUUCUUCCUCAUCAGUGUCUGAUGACCUGGACCCUGAGACGGGUUUUUGUUCCUGGAUGAUGGCUGCCUUUCGAAUGCAUGAUGAAGAGAUUCAUGACAAAUGUGGGGAUGAUGCCAUUCACUAUCUCACCUUUCAGCGCCACCUCAUCUGCCUCUUGAUUGUUGUCACCAUUAUGUCUUUGUGCGUCAUACUUCCUGUCAAUCUGUCAGGUAACUUACUUGAAAAAGACCCUUAUAGCUUUGGGAGGACUACUAUAGCCAACUUACAAACUGGAACCAAUCUUCUCUGGCUUCACACAAUGUUUGCUGUUAUCUACCUGAUUUUGACGGUCCUCUUCAUGAAACAUCACAGUAAAUCCAUCAUAUAUAAGGAAGAAGACCUAGUAAAACAUACACUGUUCAUAACUGGCCUUCCCAAAAGUGCCAAGAAAGAAAACCUAGAAAAUCACUUCACUGAGGCAUAUCCAACCUGCAGUGUGAAAGAGGUCAACUUAUGUUAUGAUGUAUCCAGACUUACCUAUCUGUACAGAGAGAGGAAAAAGGCAGAGAAAAAUGCAGUUUAUUAUGCACAUCUGCAUCAGAGAUAUGGAAAACGGUUUCUUAUAAACCCCAAACCACUUGGCCAGUUGUGCUGUUGUGAAAUCCAAGGCUGUGAAAAGGAGGAUGCUAUAGAUUACUACACCAGAGUUAGCAAGAAAUAUUUGGAAGAGUAUUUGAAAGAGGAGGAGGUUGUUUAUGAUAAGCCAUUGGGAAUGGCUUUUGUAACAUUCCAGGAGAAAUCCAUGGCAACAUAUAUUCUAAAAGAUUUCAAUGCCUGUAAAUGUAAAGGUAUAAAAUGCAAAGAACCACCCCAGCCAUCAGCCUUCAGCAAAGAACUAGGCAUUUCAAAGUGGCAUAUUGCGUAUGCUACCUAUCCACAGAAUAUUUGCUGGACUCACCUCUCAAUUCAAGGGCUGCAUUGGUGGUUUCGGUGGCUUUGUAUAAAUUUGUUGCUUUUUCUUGUGCUCUUUUUCCUAACCACACCUUCCAUCAUUAUUUCAACUAUGGAUAAGUUCAAUGUAACCAUGCCUAUUCAUUAUCUUAAUAACCCUGUUGUUAGCCAGUUCUUCCCUACAGUCCUUCUGUGGUCCUUUUCAGCUUUGCUACCAACAAUUGUCUAUUUCUCAACACUGUGUGAAUCCCACUGGACAAAGUCUGGUGAAAACAGAACAAUGAUGCAUAAAAUCUACACUUUUGUGAUCUUCAUGGUGUUAAUUCUGCCUUCACUUGGUUUAACCAGUCUGGAUUUCUUCUUUCGUUGGUUGUUUGACAGAGCAUCUGCUGAAUCUACAGUCAGAUUAGAGUGUGUCUUUCUGCCAGAUCAGGGAGCCUUCUUUGUGAAUUACGUGAUAGCAUCAGCUUUCAUUGGUAAUGGGAUGGAGCUACUCCGUCUGCCUGGCCUCAUCCUUUAUACCUUUCGCAUGAUGUUGGCCAAAUCUGCUGCUGAAAGAAAAACCAUUAAGCAGCAUCAAGCGUUUCAAUAUGAGUUUGGAGCAAUGUACGCCUGGAUGCUAUGUGUGUUCACAGUCAUUAUGGCCUACAGCAUCACAUGUCCCAUUAUUGUCCCAUUUGGGUUAAUUUAUAUGCUGAUGAAGCAUACAGUUGACCGCCACAAUCUGUACUUCGCAUACCUCCCUGCUAAGCUGGAGAGGCAGAUCCACUUUGCAGCUGUGACUCAGGCCCACGCAGCUCCAAUUCUCUGCCUGUUUUGGCUUCAUUUUUUCUCUUUCUUGAGACUAGGUUUUAGAGCACCUACCACUGUAUUUACAUUCCUGGUUGUCAGUGUAGCAAUUGUUAUUUCCGUAGUUUCCACUUGUUAUGCCUGUCUGAAAUAUCUGAGCCCCCUCAAUUACAAGCUAAACGACUCAGCUGUUGAAAGAGGAAGUGAAAUUGAUGUAGGAACUGGAAACAUUUCGGUAUAUCUCCCCCAUGUUCUAGUUCCCAGUUCUAAUGAAAGGAUAAAUCUGUUGAGUCUGGGAAUGCUGAACUAUGGUGCCAUUGGAAAGACCGCCACAAAGCUGGAAGAAGGCCCUCUUUGUGAGGAUACAGUCACUCGAAAGUGA
Euleptes europaea (tarantolino) is the source of this 2394-nucleotide messenger RNA. It is a transcript of the gene TMEM63A, whose product is annotated as transmembrane protein 63A. The record is from RefSeq and is a predicted model, not a curated record. Gene Ontology annotation, molecular function: nucleic acid binding; calcium-activated cation channel activity. The coding region runs from base 1 to 2394 and encodes 797 amino acids. Gene Ontology annotation, cellular component: plasma membrane. The transcript has 22 exons. Lineage: Eukaryota; Metazoa; Chordata; Lepidosauria; Squamata; Sphaerodactylidae.